AUGAUUGAGGAAGUGGCUAAGCAUUAUGCUUAUGGAGGUGAUAAAAGGCAAGGUCAACCCAAGAAGGGCGGUAAGCAUGAUCUUGAAGCAAUAGAUCUUAUUGCUUCAAAGGUUGAUAUGUUAGCUCGAAAGCUAGAUCAAGUGAACAAUGUGCCCGGUAGCUCCUCCCCACAAGUCAUGUCUUGUGAGACUUGUGGAGGAAAUGACCACUUGGCAUCCUAUUGCAACACUACAACGGAGCAUGUGGCUUCACUUGGUAGGAAUGAUCCUUACUCCCAAACUUUUAACCAAGGUUGGAAACAACAUCCAAAUUUUGGGUGGAAACAACCCAAUCAAGCUCCCCCUCCUCAAAACAAUUACAACCAAGCUCCUCCUUACAAUCAACCCCCUCCACAACAACAAGCUCCCUAUCGCCACCCCAAUCAAAGAGACAAUGUCCAACAAAGACCCCAAUACAAUCAAGCCCCUCCUCCUCCAAAAUCCAACAUUGAAUCCGUUUUGGAAACCUUCAUGACCCAACAAAUCAAGAUCAAUGGGGAAGUUAGUAGCUCAAUUCAACAACUCCAAGCACACAAUAAGAUGAUUGAAAGUCAAUUAUCUCAAAUUGCACAACAAGUUGGGUGCACCUCUAACCCCGGUGGUCAAUUUCCAAGCACAACGGUAAUGAAUCCAAAAGAGCAAGCAAAAUCAAUCACCUUGAUUAUGGAAGGGGGGUAUGAAACUCCAAUUAUGAGAGAAAAUGUUGCCAAAAAGGGAGAUGAGGGAGAUAGUUGGGUAGAUGAAAGUGAGUUUGAAAAUGAAGUGAGUGAGGAGGCGAGAGGAAGGUCAAAAAUGAGUGAUGAGGGUGCCUCAAAGAGAGAUGAGGGAGAAGUGAAGAGUCAAGCUCCAUUGAGAGCAUAUGAGCCUCAUAUUCCAUUCCCUCAUAGAAUGAUAGAGAAGAAGCUAAAUGAGAAACUUUCUAAGUUCCUUGAUGAAAUGGAAGGACUUCAAUCAAACAUUCCACUUCUCCAUGCUUUGUCUCAAAUGCCUACAUAUGCAAAGUUUUUGAAAAAUAUUCUUUCUAACAAGAGUAGGCUUGAGGAGAGUGAUUCUAUCUCUCUUCCAACGGAGAUAAGUGCUAUUCCUCAAAAUGAGCUUCCCGAGAAGUUUGGUGACCCCGGUAGUUUUGCUAUACCAGUUAAGGUUGGAGAUCUUGAAUCAACAAAUGCUUUAUUAAAUCUUGGGGAGAUUAGCCCCACCAAAAUGUCAAUCCAACUAGCCGACCGCUCGGUUAAAGUCCCAUUGGGAGUCUUGAAGGAUAUCCCAAUUCAAGUGGGGAAGGUUCUUGUGCCUUGUGAUUUUGUAAUCAUGGAGAUGGAUGAGGAUUUCAAAAUUCCUCUCAUAUUGGGUAGGCCCUUUUUGAAAACCGCGGGUGUUAAUAUUGACAUGAAACAAGGGCGGCUUACCUUACAUGUUGGGCAUGAAAGAAUCUCUUUCUCAUUUCCGGAAACGUUGAAUGACCCCAUGGUUAAACAAGUUCAUCGGGUUGAUGUUUUGGUUAAUAUUUUGAAAGAAGACAUGGAGGAGUCACAAGAUGAAUUGACUCAUGCUCCGGAGGUGAAAAAGCAAGAGAGGGCCAAGAAGAAAAAGAAAAACAAGAUCAAGUUGAUAGACAAGAUGUUUGGUUGCAUUUCUAGUGAUGAUAGCAAUGUGAUUAUUUUGCCUAAGGAAAAUGGCAAGUGUGUGGGAACAAUAAGAUGGGUCAAAAAGAUGUGCCUUGACCCUCCCUAA
This is a messenger RNA of Chenopodium quinoa (quinoa), 1770 nucleotides long. RefSeq lists its product as uncharacterized. NCBI's taxonomy places the organism in Eukaryota, Viridiplantae, Streptophyta, Magnoliopsida, Caryophyllales, Amaranthaceae. The record is from RefSeq and is a predicted model, not a curated record. The transcript has 2 exons. The coding region runs from base 1 to 1770 and encodes 589 amino acids.